GUGGAAUCUCAUUCUCUGGCCGGCCCAUCCGUCGCUGUCACCCGCCGAGGCCGUCGCCGUUGCGAUACCACCACCCUCGACAAACGACGACAACCCCGAUCCCGACCGACCGAACGUACGAGAACCGGUUGUGCCACCGCGCUCGGGGGCUGAGCUGAGCUCUCAAGUAAAUCCACAAUCGAACCCAACUUUUUGGUCAACCGCCGGCGCAUGAUUCCACGAUAGAGGCCACCCCCGCAACCUCAACCUCGCGAUCGAGGCGAAACCCCCCUCGCCGCCGUCAACCCAGCAUGACGCGCCCGCGCAUCCCCGCCCUCUACGGCAUCCUCCAGUUCUGCCUCCGACUGACCCUCGUCGUCUUUGAGGUGUGCGCCCUCGCCGCCCUCAUCACACUAUCGAGAUAUGGCUUCCACUUCCCGCUCGGAUACGUCACUUCCGUCUCAGGCAUAAUCUUCUCCAUGGCCGAGAUGGUCACCCUCGCAAACUCAACCCACCAGAUCCCCCGCAUGCGUACCGGCGCCAUCGUCGUCGGCGACUUCGUCCUCUUCGUCCUCGGCCUCGUCGCCUUCUUCUACUUCAUCAUCCUCAACGGCUGGCGCACGGGGAGCCCGGACCGCGAGUACCGCGCCUGGCGCGAUGAUCCGCUGCGCGUCGAAAAGGAGACGUGGGCGCCGUGGUACAUGUGGCUGCAGCUCAUCGCCGCGGUGCUGCAUUUCCUGUACAUGGCCAUGCACUGCGUCGACGCGUGCAAGGAGGGCGGGCCGGAGCAGCAGCGGCGGAGAAGGGCGAGGAGGAGGGCCAGGGAGGUGGAGAGGAGGGAGAGGAGGGCGGGCAUUGGGAGUAGUGAUCCUGAGACGGCGCAGGUGGUGCCGAGAUGAGGGUCAGUCUUCAUUAGACGGUCUCUCGGCUACCUGGCUUUUGCAUUGGGAGUUUUUCGUUGGGUUUGGGUAUGGCGUGUUCUUGGCGUUUGGGAGAUGAAGG
Molecule: messenger RNA, 981 nt
Organism: Colletotrichum acutatum
Lineage: Eukaryota; Fungi; Ascomycota; Sordariomycetes; Glomerellales; Glomerellaceae
Exons: 2
Coding region: 291-878 (195 amino acids)
Source: RefSeq, a predicted model, not a curated record